This is a messenger RNA of Vicugna pacos (alpaca), 1758 nucleotides long. It is a transcript of the gene CNOT11, whose product is annotated as CCR4-NOT transcription complex subunit 11. Gene Ontology annotation, cellular component: CCR4-NOT complex. The record is from RefSeq and is a predicted model, not a curated record. NCBI's taxonomy places the organism in Eukaryota, Metazoa, Chordata, Mammalia, Artiodactyla, Camelidae.
CGCGGCGGCCAGGAGCCCGACCGGCCGCCGCUCUCAGGGUUUUUACCUCCUAUAACUCCACCGGAAAGGUUUUUCCUGUCCCAGCUGAUGCUGGCACCCCCAAGGGAACUCUUCAAAAAGACGCCUCGACAGAUCGCGCUAAUGGACGCGGGGAACACGGGCCAGUCCGUGGACAUCAGUGGGCUUCAGCUGGCCCUGGCAGAACGCCAGUCAGAAUUGCCCACGCAGAGUAAGGCCAGCUUCCCCAGCAUUCUCAGCGACCCGGACCCGGACUCUUCCAAUUCUGGAUUUGACAGCUCGGUUGCCUCUCAGAUCACGGAAGCUUUGGUCAGUGGACCCAAGCCACCCAUUGAAAGCCACUUUCGGCCGGAGUUCAUCCGCCCGCCGCCUCCACUGCACGUCUGUGAGGACGAGCUGGCGUGGCUCAAUCCCACCGAGCCUGACCACGCCGUGCAGUGGGACAAGUCCAUGUGCGUGAAGAACAGCACUGGCGUAGAGAUCAAGCGGAUAAUGGCCAAAGCCUUCAAAAGCCCCCUGUCUUCUCCUCAGCAAACACAGCUCCUUGGAGAGUUGGAAAAAGACCCCAAACUUGUUUAUCAUAUUGGCCUCACACCGGCCAAACUCCCUGACCUGGUGGAGAACAACCCUCUAGUGGCUAUAGAAAUGUUGCUGAAGCUAAUGCAGUCAAGCCAGAUCACGGAGUACUUUUCAGUUCUGGUCAACAUGGACAUGUCAUUACAUUCAAUGGAAGUUGUAAAUCGACUGACUACAGCUGUUGAUCUACCUCCUGAAUUUAUCCACCUUUAUAUAUCAAAUUGCAUUUCUACCUGUGAACAAAUUAAGGAUAAAUACAUGCAGAAUCGUCUGGUGCGGCUCGUGUGUGUCUUUCUUCAGUCCCUGAUCCGUAACAAAAUCAUCAACGUGCAGGACUUGUUUAUAGAAGUGCAGGCCUUCUGCAUUGAGUUCAGCAGGAUACGCGAGGCCGCCGGCCUCUUCCGGCUGUUGAAGACCCUGGAUACUGGGGAGGCGCCUUCUGAGACCAAGAUGUCAAAGUGAUACCUCACUGCAGCCGCCCCAUUCAUUGCUCAGCUGUACUGAUUUAAGUUUUAAACCCGUUAAAGCCCUGAAUGGACUGCUUGGUUACUGCGCAUAAACACCACUUUAUCUACUUAAAGCAAAGUUUUGCCUUCCUGGAUGACUUUUCCUUCAGAUGAAUUUUUGGUAAGAACUUGGAAAAAAUGUGUCUUGGCGUCUUGCUGAUGAUAAACCAUGGGAGGAACGUCAUCCAGAAGUUACUGCAAAAAGCAGAUGAGGUCUUUAGCACCACAGAGCAGGGUGCCUGUUUUUGCUUAAAACAUGAGUCACGGGCUUCCGAUCCUUGAACCCAUUCCUGUGCGUGGCUCUUCACUUUGUGAGCCACAGACACACCCGUAAUUUGUCCCUUCUUGUUGCGGGGACUUAAACAGCCGCAUCAGUCAUUUCUUGGGCUUUCUGUUAACACUGGAACUCUUUAGAAACGUUUUUUGAGACCCGCUAGCUGGUAUCGUUUUCUGGGCUUUCUCUCUUGAGAUGUUCGUUCGUUCUUCUGUUACUAGUCUAGGUCGUCAGUGCCGUGGAGGAACUGUCGUCCCUGGGGACUGUCACGUAGGCUGGUCACCGAGUGGGGUCUGUGGCCCUGCCCGCAUCGUGUAUGCUGUCACCCCUCAUUUCACUUUGGACAACAGUGCCUUACAUUAAAGUUUUUUAUGACCUCUAUUA